Molecule: messenger RNA, 2019 nt
Organism: Magnolia sinica
Lineage: Eukaryota; Viridiplantae; Streptophyta; Magnoliopsida; Magnoliales; Magnoliaceae
Exons: 3
Coding region: 1-2019 (672 amino acids)
Source: RefSeq, a predicted model, not a curated record
AUGGAUAACAUCCUCAUCUGGAAUGCCCGUGGAGUGGGAAACACUCUCACUUUCAGGGUGCUUUCGCGUUUAAUCAGAUCAUCUCGUCCUAGGUUCCUAGCCAUUCUUGAGCCCAUGAUUAGGGACUCGAGGAGGGCUGGUUUUGGUUUGAAGCUUGGCUUCCACUCCUCCCUCUCGAAUAUUGAGGAAGGAGGGAAGAUCUGGCUAUUCUAUAACACUGACCUAACAAUUCAGAUUUCUGUUCUCUCCUCCUCUAACCAGCUUCUGUCCAUUUUAGUGUGUUUGCAGAAUCCUCAGCUCUCUAUCUUGCUAUCCUUUGUAUAUACCAAAUGUAGUAGAGAUCAACGGAAGGCCUUAUGGGAUGAUAUAUCAGCUACCAACAGAGUUUUCCAUGGACCUUGGGCGAUCGGGGGCGACUUCAACUCAGUCAUUGAUUCAACUAAGAGACUGGGCUGCAGAUCCUUUGGCGCUGCAAGUGUUGCUGACUUUCGAGACGCCAUUGACUGUGCUGGGCUGAAUGAUGCUGGCUUUGAAGGGAAAAACUUCACUUGGAGCAACAACAGAAACAGGACAGCCAGAGUCUGGGCAAGACUCAACUGGGUACUCAUCAACGCUGACUGGCAGUACAAAUUUCCAACGUUCAAGGUUACUCACCUCCCCAGAGUGGCUUCUGACCAUGCUCCUCUUCUGCUGACGGCCCCUCCCCAACUAUUCUCAGGCCCGAAACUCUUUCAUUUUCAAAGAAUGUGGUCCCUCCACGAUGAUUUUCUGCAGGUCAAGCAAGUGGCCACCAAAGUAAAUGAGCUGGAAAAUCAGAUGCAACAUACCCACGGCCAGGAGGACAUUGCUGAGCUUAAUGAAGCUAAGAAGGAGCUAGCUAGAGCGGAACUGCUAGAGGAAGUUUUUUGGAAACAGAAGUCUAGAAAUCGUUGUUUGCUUGAGGGAGAUCGUAAUACGAAGUUUUUUCACAGCAUUGCAAAUGCCAGAGUAAGAAAAGCAGGGAUCUCCACAAUAAAAACCGAUCAAGGCAUCUCUCUUUUCGAUCCGGAUUUCAUAAAGGCUAAAGCUUUCAGGUUCUUCCAAGAGGUGUUCUCGUCUACAACAGGCUGGCCCAUUCUAGCAAACGACCUUCUUAAGACAGCAACGUCUAUGUUGGCAGGAUCUCCGUUGCCCAGGGCCUUCAAAUCCACACUCAUCUGCCUCAUCCCCAAAACAGAGGCUGCAAACAAAUUCUCUGACUUUCACCCCAUAGCCCUCUGUAACUGCAUCAACAAAAUUUUCAUUAAGAUCAUUGCAACUCGAUUGAAUAAGAUGCUGCCCAAGAUCAUCUCGCAGGAACAAGGGGCAUUUGUUAAGGGCCGUGCUAUCGCUGAAAACAUCACGUUGACUCAAGAAAUGAUAAGAGAGAUUAACAGGAAAGUCCAAGGCGGGAAUGUUUUGCUAAAGUUAGACAUGGAAAAGGCGUACGACUGGGUGGAAUGGGAUUUCCCGAUGAAGAUCCUUUUCUCCUUUAGCUUCUCUGCCUCCUUGUCAACUUUACUGGAAUCAUGCUGGAAAUCGAACUGGUUUUCUAUUCUCAUUAACGGUGUGGCCGUGGGUUACUUUCAAUCCACAAGGGGCAUUCGUCAAGGUGACCUUAUCUCCCCAGCCCUUUUCACCAUCGCUUCUGAAGCUCUCAGUAGAGGGUUCAGGUGGUUGGUUGAUAGUAGGCUCUGCCUCCCUUUCGCUCUCCAUCAGGGCAGUCCGUUGAUCACAUACCAGUUAUUUGCAGAUGAUACGGUUCUUUUCCUCAAUGGAUCCAAAUCAUCGUUUCAAGUAGUCUCCUCCAUUUUGCAGAAAUUCCAAGAUGCUUUAGGGCAAAAGUUUAAUUUCAGGAAAAGUUUCUUCCUUUGCUCCAACAGGCUGCCCCCCACCAGAAUCAAAGCAAUCGAGGACAUUCUGAGUAUCAAAAGAGUCCUGUUUACCUUGGGGUUCCGAUGCUGCAGAAGAGAGCCAAAAAAUCUGACUACCAAUUCUUAA